Messenger RNA from Drosophila kikkawai, 1168 nucleotides. RefSeq lists its product as uncharacterized. The record is from RefSeq and is a predicted model, not a curated record. NCBI's taxonomy places the organism in Eukaryota, Metazoa, Arthropoda, Insecta, Diptera, Drosophilidae.
UGUGCCAUAGGCGAAGUGUCAAUUUCGAUAGCAGUAGGAGUAGAGCUCCAAAAUUUUCGGAUUUUUAGGUCCCCUUGAGGGAUGUACCCAUCGCCAGGCCCCUAUCCGUGAUUUGUCUCUGGUUCCGAAGGUUAGUAGACAAAAGGCGGAGAAUGAACAGCGAACAAUGCGAGUUUGACACCACGGGAAGGAUUUUAAGACUGUUGCAGGAGUCUGCCCCAUUGACGGCUGGUAGUGAAUCAAUAACCUGGCUGACGUCGAAAAAUUCCCUACCUUUCUGGAGCCGGCGACUAAAUUGCAAUCUGCAGGGUAGUCAGCGGUGUCGCGGCGGUGAUCGAUAUCGAGACUACGACAUUGAAGUACCGGGUCGCGUAUGGUCGCUUUGGGGUGGGCUGCAUCCUAGGGCCCCCUUGUUUGACAGAAGGCUGCAGGGCCGUCAAGCUCUAGGCUGCUGUGUGGUAGCAUGCUGCGUGGCCAGCACCUUCCGCCACCUCGGCGACUGGAGCGGAAAGCUGCUCGACGCGAUUGUUGUUAAUGGGGACCGCUACUACCGCGCUAGUGUGGAGAAGAGCCAACGACAGGACCUGCACCUGAGUGUGGACGACAUGUGUGCCCAAUGCGACUUUCAGGACCUCCGCUUUCUGGUGCAGAUGGAGCUUGUGGCCUUCGGGUACUUGUACAGUGAUCCAGCUAGCGCAACCAUGAGCUUGCUUGAGGGUUUCAAGUACUUCUUCACACGGUUUCAAUCUGGUGUGCUGCAGUGUGAGGAUAGGUGCUUCGCCUUUGGGUACAACUUUAAUCUCGACGGCGGUUACUUCUUUUUUGAUUGCUCCGCAUGGGGCAAGCCUCUUUUUCCAGACGAUAUGGGCGCCUCCUACGUAUUGUUGGUUAAGCAUCUUCAGGGGCUGUUGUACUGCGUUGUGGUCACGCUCAACGUGCGGCGCCGGAACGUAGAGUACCGGCUCUAUAACGUGGACUUAGCUCACCUCUCCAGUGACCCCCAAAGAGCAAUGACGACAUCACUCAAGAGCCAAUCAGCCAUGCCUAGAUCUCAAUGAAAAAAACUUGGUAACCUUGCGGAACAUUAAUAUAUUAAGCAGAAUUAUAUUCCAAAUUUAGCUGAAUAAAAACAUGCAAGACAUUCCCGCCAUUUUAAAAACGUUAAAAA